AUGAAAUCGGGUGUGCUUGGCUCGUGUGCGUUUGCCCUUCGCGAAACAACCCGCCCAGAGAUCAAGCAAACUCGCUCUACUCUAAUGGGCACCGUCCUGAGAUUGGGGGAUGUCGACACUCGCGGUAAAGAGGCCAUAGAAAUUGUCGUCAAGACUAGCAAAUGCACCGCACUGACAAGGCCAAAGAGCUGGAAGAAAUUUGGUGUGCGACCCAAUAACCCCGAUAAAAUGAACGUCGAUGAGGAAACGGAAGAAAACAAUGAGAACAAUGUUGUGUAUUCUCAGCUUCGCAUGAGGACGGAGUAUUACGUAGACCCCAACGCAGACAACGAGGAAGACGAAGAAGGUGACGUGAAAAUGGAGGAAGAGGACGGUGGGCUUGAUGAAGGGGAGAAGGACAAUGAGAAGUCAAAGGGAAAGGAUCAAAAUCUGCAGAGAGUCGAUCGAGAGGAACUCGUUAGGGGAUUCAAAUACGGGACGACCUACGUGCCCUGUCCCGAGGGCCAGUUUCCAAAAUUGCCAACUAGGAAAGGAAUUGACAUUUGCGGUUUUUUUUACACAAAGAACUUCCGACGCGAGUUGUCUAUGGGUGAAAUCCAAUACGUCUGGGCGGACCCCUCUUCUCCUCAACAACAAGUUGCCAUUUCGUCCAUCGUUCAAGCUAUGUACGAGAAAGAAGUCAUGGCCAUCGCUCGGUGGGUUACGAAGGAUGGUAUGGAUCCCAAAAUGGGAGUCCUGUGGCCGACCAGAUUUGACAAAGUUGAUUGCUUGCUCUGGUCCCAUAUGCCAUUCGCCGACGAUGUCCGAAAAUACACAUUUGCCUCCCUGGAUCAACUAGUGUCAAAAAAAGGAGAAGCGAUUAAAGAACACCCAUACAUACCAACAAAGGCGCAGAUCACAGCAAUGGAUGAGUUUGUGGAUGCCAUGGACCUCAUGGACGCGGGAGAGAAGGACGAAGAGGGAAGCCGACUUCCCUGGUUUGAUACGCUCCUCUCGUACAACCCAGCAGUGCAUCGCACAAAACAAGCAAUUUUUCAUAGUGCCGUCGUAUCAGACAUCGAGACCAACCCCCUCCCUCCUCCACAUCCUGAUUUGGUCAAGUACUUUGAACCUCCGAAGAGGGUUCUUAAACGGGCACGGGGGCCUCUGGAAGAGUGUAAAAGCGCAUUCAAAGUCAAGCAAGUCCCGAAGAAAAUUGCAAAAGCCAAGAAAGAGGGACACGUACACGCUCGCGAUGAAGAUGACAUGUUACUUCUUGAUCGAAAGCAACCCGCCCUGGAUCGAACCUCCUCACAAUCCAGGAUCACUGUGACAAUGGCAUCAUCCUCCCGAACUCCUGUCGCUGCAAAUGAUAGUGACACGGAAGAUGACGACGAUGCGGAAUUUCUCCUUGACAAGAAAAAUACUUCUGCACCUGCCCCUCUAAAUAAGCGGGUAACACCGUUACCCACACCUGCACGCUCUGUCUCCCCGCAAGUUGACCUUGGCAGAGAGCCAGGAAGGAUCAUUGGUGCAACCUACCCUCUCAAAGACUUUGAAAAAAAUGUGUCGCAAGGAGAUCUUAUAAGUAAAGCCGUUAAUGAUCUUGGCGCAGUUAUUACCGAGAUCGUCAUGCGCCCGUUCGCAUCCAGGAGGACUACUGAAUUACUGGAUUGCAUGCAAGCAAUGAGAAAAACGUCACUCGAAGAGGAUGAAAUUGAUGCUUGGAACGCCUUCCUUACAAGUCUGAAGAAAAAGUGUCUCUCCCGUCCUGGAAACGAAGCAUUUUGGUUAGGAGUGAAAAAAUCUGGAAGAGGGCUUGGCUUGAUCAGCACCAAGGAGGCUCGACAGCAGGGCGGAAUCUCUUCGAUAUCAGAGGGGCAAGCCGAAGAGUUCUUCGCCAUCUAA
This is a messenger RNA of Laccaria bicolor S238N-H82, 1887 nucleotides long. RefSeq lists its product as uncharacterized. Gene Ontology annotation, cellular component: nucleus; Ku70:Ku80 complex. Gene Ontology annotation, molecular function: double-stranded DNA binding; telomeric repeat DNA binding; damaged DNA binding. NCBI's taxonomy places the organism in Eukaryota, Fungi, Basidiomycota, Agaricomycetes, Agaricales, Hydnangiaceae. The record is from RefSeq and is a predicted model, not a curated record. The transcript has 8 exons. Gene Ontology annotation, biological process: double-strand break repair via nonhomologous end joining; cellular response to gamma radiation; telomere maintenance. Bases 1 to 1887 code for a protein of 628 amino acids.